AUGGAAUGUGUAAGAACUGUGAGCUAUAGCAUUAUGAUUAAUGGAGAGCCUGCUACUCCAUUUGAGGCUGCUAGGGGAUUAAGGCAGGGUGAUCCUAUGUCACCCUUGCUCUUUGCUAUAGGGAUGGAAUAUUGGAGUAGAAUGUUGAAUGGCCUCAAGAUGAUAAAGGAAUUUCACUACCACCCAAGAUGCUCUAAACUUGGAAUAAGCCAUUUAUGUUUUGCUGAUGACUUGCUCCUAUUCUCAAGGGUCUACUUCGGUGGAGUAACACAAGCUGCCCAAGCGAGCAUCUUAAGCAAAUUGGGAUAUUCUUAUGGGGAGCUUCCCUUUAAAUACUUAGGGAUUCCACUAGCAACUCAAAAGAUAUCUCUUAUCCAAUGGCAACCACUGAUUUCCAAGAUCACGGCUAAAAUCUCAUUCUGGACAGCUCGAAAACUCUCUUAUGCAAGCAGGGCUCAACUUAUUCAGACAAUACUAUUUGGACUGCAAGCAUUCUGGGCACAAAUUUAUAUCAUUCCUAAUAAGGUCAUAAAGAUCAUAGAAGCUCAUUGCGGGAGCUACUUGUGGUCUGGGAGUAAUGCUAUAACCAAAAAAGCUUUAGUAGCAUGGGAUAAUUUGUGCUCUCCUAAGAGUGUGGGAGGCUUGAACAUAACUAACAUGUACAUCUGGAAUAGGGCAGCAAUUGCUAAGCACUGGUGGGAUAUUGAGCAUAAACAGGAUAAAAUGUGGAUCCGAUGGAUUCACACCUACUAUAUCAAACAACAGGCAAUGAAGUGUGUGCAGGCCAUAACUGCAAGGACCACAGUGCCAUGGAAGUGUAUGAUGUUCCAGAACACAGCUAGACCAAAAGUUGUUUUUACUAUUUGGCUGAAACUGUUGGGAAGGCUACUCACUGUUGAAAGAUUGGCAAAGUGGGGAAUAGAGGUGAAGCCCAAAUGUUGUCUAUGUCAAAUGCAUGAUGAGACAAGGGAGCACUUAUUUGUACAAUGUGAGUUUACUAAAAAGGUGUGGAGGAGGGUCGGGCAAUGGAUGCAAAUGCAGUACUAUAACCCUGUCAACUGGGGCCAGGAUCAACAGUGGCUCAUCCACAACUUAAAAGGAAAAUCCCGGAAAGCACAAAUAUUCAAACUGGUCUGUACUGAAGCCACAUAUGCCAUCUGGAUUGAGAGAAAUGCUAGAAUAUUUGAAAAACACAGUAGAACUUGGGAACCUAUAGCUAAGGAGGUUAUGUAUGUUGCGUGUGUUAGAGCUACACCUACUACAAUGACAUUCAUAGCUUUAGACUCUAGUUAG
Lycium barbarum (goji berry) is the source of this 1293-nucleotide messenger RNA. RefSeq lists its product as uncharacterized. The transcript has 3 exons. NCBI's taxonomy places the organism in Eukaryota, Viridiplantae, Streptophyta, Magnoliopsida, Solanales, Solanaceae. The record is from RefSeq and is a predicted model, not a curated record. Bases 1 to 1293 code for a protein of 430 amino acids.